AUGCCCUCCUUCUCCGGCACCACGCCCGAGGCCUUGCUCGCCCGCAACGACUCGCUCAACCCCGAAGCAACAUGCCGUGGCAUCACCUCCAACGGCCGGCCCUGCCGCCGCCCCCUCAACAGCAGCCCAUCCGGCGGCAACCUUUCGCAGAAGCAGCAGCAGUCCCGCAAGAACGCAAAGCUCGCGCCCUCCCCUGGCGGUGGUGACACCGACUCCGAGGACUCGUACUGCUGGCAGCACAAGGACCAGGCCGGCCGCUCCCGCAAGUCGAGCCCCGGCCCGCGUCCCUCGGCGCAGCAGCAGCACGCCGGCGGCGGCGGCAUCGUCGAGGAGCGCUCGAGCCUCGACACGCUGGCGGACCGCCUGGGGCUGGUCGACAUCAAUGCCCGCCCCAACGGGCGGUACGACCCGGAGAAGCUCGGCGACCACCACCAGCAGCGGCCCGGCAAGCCCAAAUCCAGCAUGUUCUGCUUCUGCUUCAGCAUCCCGGAAGAAGCAGACUUUGACGACGCACCGCGGCCUCACCAGCCCCGGCCGCAGCCGCAUCCCGUCCAGCCGCAAUACGCCAGCCGCCCGUCCACCUCCUCGGCCGCCCGCCCCCCGCAGCAUCUGCACCCCCAUUCGCAGGGCAACAAUCACUCGCACUCCCGCCCGUCCAGCUCCUCGGCCCCGACGGCGUACCACCUCAAGUCCCUCAUCCCCGACUCUCUCGACGCCGUCACCACGUCCGCCCUCAUGACCGAGGUCUCCAAGCCGCCCUCGGACGCCGACGAGCCGGGCUACAUCUACAUGUUCUGGCUCACCCCCGAGUCCGCUUCCGAGCCGGCCCCCGUCGACGCCGCAAGGGACCUCCUCGCGCCUCCGCCCCGCGGCGCCGGCGGAGCGGCCAGCAGGCGGCCCAGCGACGUCGUCUCCGCCUUUGCGAACCAGGGCAAGAAGACCAACAGCCGGGACCCCAAGCCCAAGACGAUGCUCCUCAAGAUCGGCCGCGCGGCAAACGUCCAGCGCCGCAUGAACCAAUGGUCCCGCCAAUGCGGCCACUCGAUCCAGCUCCUCCGCUUCUACCCAUACAUCUCAUCCUCCUCCAACCCCAACUCCUUCGACGCCACCACCGCCGCGUCGCCUCAUCCCACGCCGCACGUGAAGAAGGUCGAGCGGCUGAUCCACAUUGAACUCACGGGCAUGGGGCUGCGCGCGGAGCUGGGCGCGUGCGCGACCUGCGGGCGGGAGCACAAGGAGUGGUUCGAGGUGGAGGCUUCGAGGGACGGGGUGAGGACUGUGGAUGAUAUCAUUCGGAGGUGGGUUGGGUGGGACGAUGGACAUGGACGGUGA
Trichoderma citrinoviride is the source of this 1332-nucleotide messenger RNA. Its product is annotated as DUF1766-domain-containing protein. The transcript has 2 exons. NCBI's taxonomy places the organism in Eukaryota, Fungi, Ascomycota, Sordariomycetes, Hypocreales, Hypocreaceae. Bases 1 to 1332 code for a protein of 443 amino acids. The record is from RefSeq and is a predicted model, not a curated record.